UGCGUUCAGUCAGAGACAGAGACAAGGUAUUAGCCGGAAUCCCAUCAACAAACUCACACAGAGUGCAAUUUAUUCCUCGAAUCAUUAUGGACACGUCUUGACAGAGGUCUUUCUGGUACGAGGAAAGCGAUGAGAUUUGUUUGGCCGCCGCAAAUUAAAACGAAAGCGUUGCAAAUGUUAACGUUACACGAAGUGGACGUCUUGUUUAGCUAGCAAGGUCUGUCACAAGGAAGGAGAGACUAAAUGUCAUCUGAACUCUGACCCCUGGAAACCUCCAGCCCAGAGCCUGAUUUAUGUUUUUUUUGUUGUUGUUGUUUUUGUGGUGAGGCCAUGACUACUAUCAACAUCACCAGAGAUAUUCUGCACAGGCAGAUCAGGGACAAGAGAGUAUCCGGCUUCCAAAGGUCCUAUCACGUGACUGACCCGUUCAUCAAGAGACUGGGACUAGAGGCCGAGCUCCAGGGCCAUAGUGGCUGUGUGAACUGUUUGGAAUGGAACGAACGCGGAGACCUGCUGGCUUCAGGCUCGGAUGAUCAACACGCCAUCAUCUGGGAUCCUUUCAAACACAAGAAGCUUACAACUAUGCACACAGGUCAUGCGGCCAAUAUCUUCUCCGUAAAGUUUCUCCCUCACACCGGGGAUAGAAUUUUGGUCACGGGUGCAGCCGACACCAAGGUCCACGUGCAUGACCUGUCGGUGAAAGAAACCAUCCACAUGUUUUCCGAUCACACUAACCGAGUGAAGCGCAUCGCCACAGCCCCCAUGUGGCCCAACACCUUCUGGAGUGCUGCAGAAGACGGCAUCAUCAGGCAGUAUGACCUGAGGGAGAACAGUAAACACUCUGAGGUACUGAUUGACCUGACAGAGUUCUGUGGUCAGCUGGUCGAGGCCAAGUGUCUAGCUGUCAAUCCGCGGGACAACAACUACCUGGCGGUGGGAGCCAACGGGCCUUUUGUUCGCCUCUACGACAUCAGGAUGAUUCACAACUACAGGAAAUCUGUGAGUCAGAGUACAUCAGCAGCUGUGCACACCUUCUGUGACAGGCAGAGGCCCAUCCCCGAUGGAGCGGGACAGUAUUAUGUUGCAGGGCACCUGCCUGUGAAACUGCCAGACUAUAAUAACCGCCUCAGGGUCCUAGUAGCCACCUAUGUCACCUUCAGUCCAGAUGGCACUGAGCUGCUGGUUAACAUGGGUGGAGAACAGGUGUAUCUGUUUGACUUGACAUUCAAACAGAGGCCAUAUACCUUCCUGCUUCCAAAAAAAUGCCAGUCAUCAGCAGCAGAUGUGCAGAACGGAAAGACGACCAAUGGCGUCUCCAAUGGAAUUCACCUUCCAGCCAGCCACAUUCGCUUUGCAGGAAGCAAAAUUCAGUCUAGUUCUGCUGAUCUCCCUCCUCACCUGGAGAGGAUAAAACAACAAGCUAACGAUGCAUUCGCGCGGCAGCAGUGGACGCAGGCCAUCCAGCUGUACAGCUUAGGCAUCCAUCAGGCCAGCUGUAACGCCAUGCUAUAUGGGAAUCGGGCCGCUGCCUACAUGAAACGCAAGUGGGACGGAGACCAUUACGAUGCCCUCAGGGACUGUCUGAAGGCUCUGACUCUAAACCCCGGCCACCUGAAGGCACAUUUCAGACUGGCGCGGUGUCUGUUUGAGCUGAAGUAUGUGGCAGAGGCUCUGGAGUGCCUGGAUGAUUUCAAAGGAAAGUUUCCAGAGCAGGCGCACAGUAGUGCGUGCGAUGCCUUAGAUAAGGACAUCAAGGCCGCUCUUUACUCCAAGACGGACUCAGGAGAAGACAAGAAGGCCAACAGCUCCAUUCGGUUCCACUCAUUCAGCCGGAAGGAGUCCAUCCCUGAGGAUGAGUUGGUGUUGAGAGAGCACAGCUUUGACUACAAGCACAGAUACUGUGGCCACUGCAACACGACCACUGAUAUCAAAGAGGCCAACUUCUUUGGAAGCAAAGGCCAAUACAUAGUCAGCGGCUCAGACGACGGCUCUUUCUUUAUCUGGGAAAAGGAGACAACCAAUCUGGUCAGGAUCCUUCAGGGAGACGAGUCCAUAGUCAACUGUCUGCAGCCCCACCCCAGCUACUGCUUCCUGGCUACUAGUGGUAUCGACCCCGUAGUUCGAUUAUGGAAUCCCAGGCCAGAGACGGACACUGAUAAUGGGCGCGUGGUGGAGGACAUGGAGGGGGCCGCUCAGGCAAAUCAGCGACGUAUGAACGCUGAUCCACUAGAGGUAAUGCUGCUUAACAUGGGUUACCGAAUCACCGGCCUGCGCGGUGUUGGUCCGGACGGCUCAGACGAUGAAGACAGCUCAGAGGGACAAGUACAGUGCAGGCCAAGCUAAACAAACAGCCAUCCAUUCUGUGGAAUGGAUUUAAGAAGCAAAGCACUCUCCAUGCUCCCGUUUGAAUCUUUAUUUCCCCUCCGUCUGACAGAACAUUGAGUGAAUGUCAUGUCACAUCUCUGCACUAUGCAUCGCCCUCCCCUGUCCCGUGAAAGGACAGGUGGGGAGACCACUUUGGGGGAGAGCAACUCUUGGGAGGGUAGAGACAACAUCCUUCUCUCCCCUUCAGAGCACCAACGACACCUCAGCCUGUCCCUCCACCCUACGGUGGCACGGGGACACCUUUGAGGAAAGCACCUUCCACGUCACUCCCCAGUUUCUCACGAAGAAGGAGGAGUUCAGCACUUAUCCUUCCUCAGGUUUUUGUUGGAAAGACACGCAACACAUAGAAGGAGGCACCCGCAGUCUGCCGACCUAUUUUCAGGUCACUGCGGCCUCACGGAUGGUGUUUUCCACGGAGGAUCAGACCGGAAAACCGGUGCUUUGUUGCAUCUCCACGUCUGCUCCACGGGUGGAGCAAAAUGUCACAGCGCCUGAUCAUCCCCAGAAAGGCCGCGCACCCACCAUCCAUUCAGAGUUAGACUCGAUCCUAUUUUCCGUUUGAGUUUUGGCGGCAGGAAGCCCAGGCUUCGCUGUCGCUCUUCAGAUUGUGAACGCUGCCAGUGUUGCUCCACUGAAAUUUAUUUAUAAGCUUUGUUUAGUUUACAACUGUCAGGAAAAACGAGGGGUUUCUUCUGCCAAAGGUUGCCAUGCAUCAUUUAGACGGCCACGGGUUAAGAUUUAUUUUCUCUGUUUCAUUGAAAUAUCAUUUUGGCUCCUUUUUUAGUUAAGACGUUUAACUACAGCAGAUUAUUGACGAGUCAACAAGAUGCCGAUAAGGAAAAAAGGAAAAAAAAAAACAAAAAACUCUAACGCCGUUUUUUUUUUUUUUUUGGUUUAGUCCCACUUCAUGUUGAGAUGAUAUGUUGAUGUCAAACUUGUGUUGGUUUUAAGUGGGACACAUGCUAAUUUGUGGUACGUAACAAUGCAACGCAAAGUACUCGGUGGCGAUGGGGGUCCUGCCUUCUAGCUGCGCGGCUCUAGCAUUCAUCCUCCUCGCCUGCAGUCAGGUGUUGAGCCCCGCUUGCAUGAGGCUUCUCUGAACAUAGUUGUCAUCUGUCGCUCAGAUAACAGCUCAUUGAGUCUCCUUCGCCCUCAAGUCGGCUGAAUGAAUGAGUCCUUGGCAAAAUGCAUCACACAGGCUUCCAUGUGUUUUACUUUGUUCAUUAAUUUGAGAUACUCUGUUUUUCUUCGAGGGAUCCUGUAAUAACUGUUGUUGCAAACAAAACAAAGAAUAAAAUUAUUGAACACCUUC
This is a messenger RNA of Mugil cephalus (flathead mullet), 3697 nucleotides long. RefSeq names its product WD and tetratricopeptide repeats 1 (gene wdtc1). Bases 331 to 2343 code for a protein of 670 amino acids. Gene Ontology annotation, biological process: negative regulation of fatty acid biosynthetic process. Lineage: Eukaryota; Metazoa; Chordata; Actinopteri; Mugiliformes; Mugilidae. Gene Ontology annotation, cellular component: Cul4-RING E3 ubiquitin ligase complex; cytoplasm. The transcript has 16 exons. The record is from RefSeq and is a predicted model, not a curated record. Gene Ontology annotation, molecular function: protein binding.